AUGGUGGGAGAGCACAACAUUUUGUUGAGUGCAAGUCGCCCAAAUCAUGAUAAGAAAUGGGUGAAAUAUUGCAUGAAAUUGCAUGAUCAUCAAUUGAUUAGAGAUUGUGGGUUUUCAAGUGAUCAUAAGAUUGAAGCGGCAGUACAAUCAUUUGCGGGAGCGGGUGGCAGUAGUAGUGGCCGAGGGUCUGGAAAGUUGGAAAUUAUUUUGAGAAUUACGAGAACAGAUGAGAAAAUAACAGUAGAAGUGAAUGCUGGGGAUAUAGUGGAAAAGUUGAGGGAUAAAGUGGAAAUGUUGAGGGAACCAGAUGGGUUACGUCUUCCCGAUCGUUAUUUGUUUAUUCACACACAUAAAGUAAUACGUGCAGAUAGGCCGUUUCAAUGGCACCAUGUUAAGCAUGGUGAUACCAUUGAAAUUCACGUCAUACUAAUGGAUCCAGCAACUGCACCACAGAAACGGCGCAAUUACCACUAG
Messenger RNA from Gastrolobium bilobum, 474 nucleotides. RefSeq lists its product as uncharacterized. Lineage: Eukaryota; Viridiplantae; Streptophyta; Magnoliopsida; Fabales; Fabaceae. Gene Ontology annotation, molecular function: protein binding. The coding region runs from base 1 to 474 and encodes 157 amino acids. The transcript has a single exon. The record is from RefSeq and is a predicted model, not a curated record.